Spirodela intermedia is the source of this 3147-nucleotide messenger RNA. NCBI's taxonomy places the organism in Eukaryota, Viridiplantae, Streptophyta, Magnoliopsida, Alismatales, Araceae. The record is from the annotation of a GenBank genome assembly.
AUGGAUUGGGGUAGUGUAACGGCGCAGGACCUGGUCGAUGCAUUGCGGGAGGUGGAGUGGUCCUCCCCGCCGCGUCCCGUCUCCGAGUUCUUCUCCCGGUUCACCGUCCCCAGAUCCUACUCUAAAUGGAGCAGCCGCCUGAAGUGUAACCUGUACUAGUAAGUUUUCAGAUCGAUCGUCUCUGUCUUCUCUCUGACGUUGAUGAUCUAUGAGUCAUUUAUCGCCAUCUUUUCGGGCGAAUAAGGGGUUCCUCUUAAUUUUUUUGAAGACCUAAAAUUUGCCGAUGUUCCCCCGUCAGGAAAUAUAAACUUCUUUUCGGCACCAAAUUUCAAUUCUUGCCUUAUUUUGAGAAACUUUCAUUCAAAAUCAAAUAUCAACGUUUCACGUUUGUCUCCCCCCCUCCUCUCAAGGAAUCCUCAUUUCUGAUUGGCCCGAAGCAACUUAUUUAAGAUAGUUUUUAUUUAAGUUAUUUCUAAGGAUUCAAUUUGCUGACCGAGAAACUAUGUUUAACUGUGCGCUUUGUUGUAUAUUUUAUAUUUCUAUGCAAACUUUCAGCUAUCGGACGAAUUACUUCAUCUUGAUGAUAUUCAUUCUCGGUACGUUGGGAUUCAGAGAAACCUCUUUUACGAAUUACCUGCAUCCUAAAGAAGAGCUAAUAUUCCGCCAUUUGUUCGUUAUCAAGCUAUUGGAUUUCUUCGAAAGCCAUUGGCCAUCAUUGCUGCGUUGUUAACAGGCUUCAGCAUUGCAUUACUUAACGAUAGGUAAGUGCUUUCUAUGCCUUUUUUGAAAACCCAAAUAUAUUUGAUAAAUGUGCUUAAAAAUUCCUUUCAUGAUUCUCCAAAUUCUGAUGUUUGUUCAGUCGUCUGUAGUCAGCCAGACAAACUCCUGGGCCAUGUGUAAUACAGGGUCCCCUGUGAACAAAUUUAAUCAUACUAACUGGCAUGGCAUCUUCCAAUGUCAAAUCUUAUGCUUCUGCAUGUCACAUUUAUUUGUCUGAGCCAUUUAUAGGUGUCUUUCCUUCUCAUUCGAGAGUCAGGCUAUUAAGCUAUGUUCCGAUUGGUUUUUUUUCUUUUUCAAGCGUCCUAAGUCCUGAAUGAUCUUUUUGCCAAAUAAUCUGCUGAAAAUGGGGAAUUGAUAUUAUUACCUUCGAUUCAAGGAAACCAAAUUUAAGAGAGAGAAAAACGUCUAGAUCUGCGUAUCUCCCAAAAAGGAAUUCACUUGUCAGAGAAUAUAAGAUUUUUAUGCUGCUGUCAAGAUCUUAGAGAUUUUAUCCUACAUGGGAGAUUAUUUGUAAAUGCUAUCUAACGUACUUGAUAUUUGACCAAAUUCGUAUGUCAAUUCUAUCGAAUCCUUAUCUCAUUCAUCUUAUAAACUUCCUGUAGUUCUAUUUUCUUUCCUUGGAUCACCCAAGAUAGAAUAAAAAAAGGUAUCAGCUUCUGUCCAAAUUUGUUAUUGUUUGCAAAGAAUGUUUAUCUUGUUCACUCUUUCCUGAAGAGGUGCCCUUUAUACAAAAGGAAAAACAAUUUGGUAAAGUGAAAGGUUAAUAGUUUCCUAUUGGUAUUUGCAUUCGAAUGUAAAAACUUGUGAUAUUGGUAUUUGCAGAAUAUCUCCCAGGAACUAGCAUAUAUAUGCUUAAGAAAAAGAUGAACAAUGAAUCAUUCAUUCAAAAUGUUGCAUGCAUACAAACAUCAAUAAGUGUAAUUUUAUUUAUUUAUUUCUGACCAUCUAAUUAUUUAUAGUGAAACUUUGUUGAAGGGAUGGAGUUCCGUUUUACUGAAAAUGAGAAUUUACGGGGUGAACGUGAGACUAAAGGGCAUCUUUAUCUGUUCCUAUACAUGCAAUUUCACAGAUGUGUUUGCAUUUUCGUACAAAUGUAGAGUUAGUCUCGUAGAUUGCUUUGUUCAUGCACUAUUCUCCAGGACUACUAAAAUGGUGUGAGCUGGGUUAUAUUUGGUGGGUAUCGUUUUAGUAAAUAUUAAUCCAACUAUUUUUCUCUGCACAUCACUCGGAAACUGUGCAGUUUGGUCUUCUAGGUACCUCUAUAACAGUCAUCUUCAUUAGAUUUCUGUGAUGAUUGAAAAGUCUUAUUUGCAGAAGUAUCCCCAUACAGCCAGGAUGCUUGUAUCUUGUGGCACGAGCUGCAUUCUCUCUGCUUGUCAGUGUCCACGCUCAUUUGGUGGUAGAAUGACCAAAACUACAAAUUUUGCCAAUAGGUUGCGGAAACUUUCCUUCUGGAGUCUUGGUUUUUUAAGGUGGACAGUGAGAAUGUUACUGCUCAUUCAUAAAUAUUACUGACAUGCAAACUAGAAUGUCCCCGUUUACUUGCCGACGUGAUAUUUUAGUCAUGGUUGACGAUUUCAAAGUGCCCGGUUCGUUCCUAGUAGUGUAGAUUACACAUAGCACAUCGUAAUAGUUUAAUGUCACUAACUCUAUUUUGUCUAUUAUCCUCUUUGUUGUUGAGUUUGAUUUGUUGUUUGGUUAUUGCAUAUUCUCUUCUUUUUUUUUUAUACAUCUGCAGCUUUGCUGUUACUUUUAAUGAGAAAAUAACGAGGAGUGUGAGACAAAUAUCUCCGCACUUGGCUGCAAAGAUGAGACCACCUAUAAUGUGAGCAUAUUCAUCGGAUAUCUAUAUCAUAUCUGUAAUAUUGCGCAUUCAUUGUGUUAAAUGGAAGAAGCGUAUUAAAAACUCUAUACCUGCAGGCCUGUUCUUCGUGGACGACCAUCUGUGAAGAGAGCAAUUCACAUAUGUGGGCGACCUCGUUGGAUGUUUGUCUUGAUAUUCUCGGCAGGUAUUUGACAAUUCCGCGUGGUCAUUUUAAUGCUGACUUUUUGGUGUCCUCCAAAGUGUUUCAAGUAACAGUUGUGCCUUGGAAAUUUCAGCCAGUUCCACUGUGUGGAUUAUAUCGUGCAGUCUACUCACUGUUCUGUGGGCACUGCUCAUUGGGCUUUUUGGUAAUCGCAUCAUCUACUUCUUUAGUGCUUAGUGGCCUUUUUUUUUUUUUCGAAUGAGCACUUAUUGAUAUUUUUCUUGAUUUGUAUGUAGCAACUUUGCUUCAUGGUACAUUUAGAACGCCAAAUCUGAAAGCGCGUCUGAACACUUUCCGUGAGGAAUUCCGUGCAGUAUGGCGCAACUACAGUGAGCUUUAA